CCCCCCCCCCCCGCCCCCCCCGCCUGCCUGCCCCGGCUCGGGCUGCUGCUGCUGCUGCUCCUGCUCCUCCUCGCCGCCUCGCCCCGCGGGGCCGCCGACCUGCAUUGGAAUGAAACUGUAGGAGGUACAGAGGGAGUACUGUUGGAUGAAGAGAAUAUAUUUCAACAAAAUAACAGCAAUAGCAGUAAAAAUAACAGCCACAGCAAUGCAGUCCAUAAAGAAAUCACACUGCCUUCAAGACUGGUCUAUUAUAUUAACAGAGACUCUGAAAGCCCUUAUCAUAUCUUGGACACAAGGGCAAGACACCAGCAAAAACACAACAAGGUUGUGCAUCUGGCCCAGGCAAGUUUCCAGAUUGAGGCCUUUGGUUCCAAGUUCAUCCUUGACCUCACAUUGAAUAAUGAUUUGUUAUCUUCCAAUUAUGUGGAGAUUCAUUAUGAAGAUGGAAAACAAAAACUUUCUAAGGGCGGAGAGCACUGUUAUUAUCAUGGGAACAUUAGAGGUAUCAAGAACUCCAAAGUUGCCCUUUCAACAUGCAAUGGCCUCCAUGGCAUAUUUGAAGAUAGUACUUAUGUGUACUUGAUAGAACCAAAGGAUCUAACCCAUAGUUCAGAAAGCACAGGUAGGCCACACAUCAUUCAGAGAACUGUAGGAACACAAACCUCUAAGCAACUAAAGGACCUUGAGGCUGACUCUAGUUCCGAAUGGCCCUUCUUACCUGAAUUACAGUGGUUGAGGAGAAGGAGAAGAAAGAGGGCUGUGAGUGCAUCUCGUGGUGUUUUGGAAGAGAUGAAAUAUUUGGAGCUCAUGAUUGUAAAUGACCAUAAAAUGUUCAAAAAACAUCGUUCUUCCCAUGUGUACACAAACAAUUUUGCAAAGUCUGUGGUUAACCUUGUAGAUGCCAUAUACAAGGAACAGCUGAACACUAGAGUGGUUUUGGUUGCUGUGGAAACCUGGACAGACCGGGAUCGUAUUAACAUUCCCCCUGACCCUAUGCAGAUGCUCCAUGACUUCUCACGAUAUCGACAGUACUACAUCAAACAGCAUGCGGAUGCUGUACACCUGCUCUCGAAUGUGACAUUUCACUACAAAAGAAGUAGCUUGAGUUACUUUGGAGGGGUUUGUUCUGUGACCAGAGGAGUUGGAGUGAAUGAGUAUGGCCUUCCAUGGGCCAUGGCACAGGAGUUAGCACAAAGUCUGGCUCAGAACCUUGGAAUACAGUGGGAACCAGCAACCAGAAAACCAAAAUGCGACUGCGUAGAAUUCUGGGGUGGUUGCAUCAUGGAGGAAACAGGGGUCUUCCAUUCCAGAAAAUUUUCUAAGUGCAGCAUUGCAGAAUACAAAGAAUUUUUAAAUCGAGGUGGUGGUGCCUGUCUCUUCAAUAGGCCAACAAAGUUGUUUGAAACUACUGAGUGUGGAAAUGGUUAUGUAGAAGCAGGAGAAGAGUGUGAUUGUGGUUUCCGAAAUGAAUGCUAUGGAGACUGCUGUAAAAAGUGCUCUCUUUCUAAUGGAGCUCAUUGUAGUGAUGGACCUUGCUGUAAUACAUCCUGCCUUUUUUUCCCACGAGGCUAUGACUGUCGAUAUGCAGUGAAUGAAUGUGAUAUUGCAGAGUACUGUACUGGAGAUUCUGGACAGUGCCCUCCAAACCUUCAUAAGCAAGAUGGAUCAACUUGUGAUUCUAAUCAGGGACGUUGCUAUAAUGGAGAAUGCAAGACAAGAGAUAAUCAGUGCAAAUAUAUCUGGGGAUCUAAAUCUUCAGGAUCUGACAAAUUCUGUUAUGAGAAGCUUAAUACAGAAGGUACAGAAAAAGGAAACUGUGGCAAGGAUGGAAACCGAUGGGUUCAGUGCAGCAAACAUGACGUGUUCUGUGGCUUUCUGCUUUGCACUAAUCUUACUCAAGUUCCACGAAUUGGUCAGCUUCAGGGAGAAAUUACUCCAACUUCUUUCUACCACCAGGGACGAAUAGUGGACUGCAGGGGUGGUCAUGUGCUUUUAGAUGAUGAUACAGAUUUAGGAUAUGUGGAGGAUGGAGCUCCAUGUGGCCCUCACAUGAUGUGUUUAGACAGGAAGUGCCUACCAAUUCAGUUCUUGAACAUAAGCAGCUGUCCAAUGGGUUCUAAUGGAAAGGUCUGUUCAGGUCAUGGGGUGUGCAGUAAUGAAGCCACUUGCAUUUGUCAUUUCACCUGGGCAGGGACAGACUGCAGUAUUGAUGAUCCUGUUCGAGAUAAUGGCAGCAAGAAGGAUGAUGGACCCAAGGACCUUUCCAUCAUACAUCAGUUGCUUUUGCCUCUUUACUUGAGCAUGGCCACUAACAGGCUAAUAGGUGCAGUGGCAGGGACCAUUCUGGCUCUGGGGGUGAUUUUUGGAGGCACAGGGUGGGGAAUAGAAAAUGUCAAAAAGAGAAGGUAUGAUCCAAGUCAGCAAGGCCCUAUCUGAAAAACUUAAAUUGGAAUAGCCUCUCCUUGCACUACUGGAUUCUGGAUACAAUGUCUUUGCUGUAGCUGCGCAGAAAAUAAGUCAAUGAAGAAGAACAUUUGGAGUGGCACUGACUACUAUGGACCUAAAGUGAGGGUGUUGGGGAAGGGAUGAAGGAAAACUGUCCUUUUUGGAGAUAAGUUCAGAUACUCCCUCCUUUCACCUCUCUCUCUCUCUCUUUUUUAAAUGAAGACUGAAACAACAGAGAAGGGAAAACUGUUUCAAACUUGUUUU
Messenger RNA from Alligator sinensis (Chinese alligator), 2709 nucleotides. It is a transcript of the gene ADAM23, whose product is annotated as ADAM metallopeptidase domain 23. Gene Ontology annotation, molecular function: metalloendopeptidase activity. NCBI's taxonomy places the organism in Eukaryota, Metazoa, Chordata, Crocodylia, Alligatoridae. The record is from RefSeq and is a predicted model, not a curated record. The transcript has 27 exons. Gene Ontology annotation, biological process: proteolysis. The annotation marks the transcript as partial. Gene Ontology annotation, cellular component: presynaptic membrane.